CAUGGCUUCAGGAGCUGCUGGAUCGGGAAGCUAGGAGCAGACAUUUGGGGGAAACGCAUAAAACUGCAACGUUAAGAGCACUGACUGCAUAAGUGGAUUUUAUUCCAGGCAUUGUCAGCUUGCACAUAUGGUAGACGAUCCAAACACGUAGCUCAAAGGCUGCACUGCAACAAUGCCGGAGUCCUCCUUGGAAGUCAAGGACAUUCGCAGCAGCUCCGUUGAAUGUAGACCAUCUCCCUUGAGACAGUUUAGCCAAUCAUCGCUGCCACUGCACAGAAACUACAUGCUCAGUGACUUCUGCACUGAGCACAAUGUGCAGGAAUGUCUAUCUCACAUCAAUCAGGAGGUGUCGUCUCUUGGCCUCCCACCACUUUGGACGGAGGCGAGCGGUAGCUCAGAGAUGAAGGUCGUCCCUGUGCUAAACUGCAUGUAUGACCUGAUUCAGUUGCACCACAGGGGCCUCCGGACCUUGGAAAACAUGGAGGUGGAGCAGCUUAAGACCAGCAGUAAUGUGGACUUCUUGCAGCUAUCCAGCACCCAUCUAAAGGAGCAGCUCGAACUGUCCAAAAGAGAAAACACAGGACUCCUUGAGAGAGAACGGCAGCUGCAGCUGAAAGUGAAGACUUUGCAAAACAGCCUAAAAACUGAAAAAGAAGAGCUGGAGCAGUUGGUGUGUAAGCAACAGCAGGAGGCUGAGGGGAUGAACCAGCUUCCAGGUGAGCGAGGACACGUUCAGCUGUUCGGCAAGGUGAUUCACCUGAGUAUUGACGGAGGCUUGAAAAUGUUCCUGACGGCCGGUCAGGUCCUUCACCCCCAGGUUGAUGGCACCCAGCUGCUCCUCAUGCUGGUGUAG
Molecule: messenger RNA, 853 nt
Organism: Notothenia coriiceps (black rockcod)
Lineage: Eukaryota; Metazoa; Chordata; Actinopteri; Perciformes; Nototheniidae
Product: afadin- and alpha-actinin-binding protein-like
Exons: 6
Coding region: 173-853 (226 amino acids)
Biological process (GO): intraciliary transport involved in cilium assembly
Cellular component (GO): centriolar satellite; ciliary basal body
Source: RefSeq, a predicted model, not a curated record